Messenger RNA from Naegleria lovaniensis, 1395 nucleotides. RefSeq lists its product as uncharacterized. Gene Ontology annotation, molecular function: protein binding. Lineage: Eukaryota; Heterolobosea; Eutetramitea; Acrasida; Naegleriidae. Gene Ontology annotation, biological process: cilium assembly; protein localization to cilium. Bases 1 to 1395 code for a protein of 464 amino acids. The transcript has a single exon. Gene Ontology annotation, cellular component: ciliary basal body. The record is from RefSeq and is a predicted model, not a curated record.
AUGCAAACAUCGUCGCCACCUUCCGCUGUUGCUAACACAACGAGUAGCAGUGCUGCUGCAGGAGGAAUCACAAACUCUGAGGGAACUGCUUCAGACUUUCAUGAUGAAUUAGCUCGGGAUAUUAGGGAACACUUGUUGCAACAACAACAAACAAAAGUUGAAAUUAAACGACAAGUGUCCGAUAUGGAGGCUGAGAAGGAGAGAAAAAAUUGGCUCAUUCAUGUGUUGUAUACUCGGCAAGAUAUUGAUGAGUGUUUACAAGUAAUUGAGGAGCAAAUUAAAUCGAGCGAAGGACGUUGUGAAUUUGCCUUAUACGUUAAAGGUUUGAUCAAACGGCAGCAAGGUGAUAUCACUCAAUCACUUCAAUUAUUUCAACAAGCAUGUAUUCUAAAUCCAAUGAACCCACAAAAUAUAAAACAAGUCGGAAAGAGCUUGUACUUGUUGGGUAAAUUCAAAGAGGCCAUUGAAAUUUAUGAUGAAGCCAAAAAAAUCUCACCUCAAGACUGGGAAAUUUAUCACAAUAAGGGUUUGUGCCAUGCCAAUUUGGGUGAAUUUGAAAAGGCUGAAGAUUGUUAUCAGAGAGCCAACUCCAUUCAUCGACACGACAUUACAUUCAUAGAACUUGGUAAAAUUUUCACAAUUCAAGAACGAUACGAAGAAGCUAUUGAUAUCUAUCUUGAAGCUCUUGACUUCUCUCCAGAAAAUCCCGAAUUAUUAAGCACUGUUGGAUUGUUGUAUUUGAGAGUUGGUGAUAAUUUGAAAGCAUUUGAUUAUUUAGGAAACUCCCUCUCCCAUGAUCCUUCGAACCCAAAAACCAUUCUAGCUACAGGAUCCAUCAUUCAAGAUCAUGGAGAAAUGGAUGUGGCAUUGAGCAAGUAUAGAAUUGCAGCUAAAAAGAACCCAAACUCUGCACAGCUUUGGAAUAAUAUCGGAAUGUGCUUCUUUGGCAAAUUGGAUUAUGUGACUUCAAUAGCAUGCCUGAAGAGAGCUCUGUAUUUGGCACCUUUUGAAUGGAUCAUUUCAUACAAUUUAGGCCUUGUUCACUUGAACACAAAACAAUACGCAUCAGCCUUUCAUUACUUUUCGACUUCUAUCAAUUUGAAUCCUAAUUUUGCCAGCACUUACAUGUACUUGGGUAUAACAUUGAAUCGACUAGAGGAUUUUGAAAAUGCCUGCUCCGCCUACGAGAAAGCCAUUGAAAUGGAAAGUGAUUAUUUGUUUGAAUUGAAUUACGCCAUUACUCUAUUUAAUCAUCAGCAUUUAGAGCAAGCUCGUGUGCACUUUUUAGAAUUUGAAAGAUUAUUCCAAGAGGCCCACUCUGGUGAGGAUGCUGAAGAAUGUGACGAUGAGUAUAUCCUAGAAGCAAGGAAAAAAUUAUCAUCGUUAUUGUCAUGA